Messenger RNA from Daucus carota subsp. sativus, 1319 nucleotides. RefSeq names its product dof zinc finger protein DOF3.4. Bases 404 to 1081 code for a protein of 225 amino acids. NCBI's taxonomy places the organism in Eukaryota, Viridiplantae, Streptophyta, Magnoliopsida, Apiales, Apiaceae. Gene Ontology annotation, molecular function: DNA-binding transcription factor activity; DNA binding. Gene Ontology annotation, biological process: regulation of DNA-templated transcription. The record is from RefSeq and is a predicted model, not a curated record. The transcript has a single exon.
UGUGUACACAGACAUAGGAUGUUUCAUAAUUUUUGUACAUACAAGAGUGAGAUAAAGUAGAGAUACGCGUGGAUAGAGUGGAACAGAGUUCACAGAUAAGAGCCGACCCGAACAAAGACUUGACAAUAGCGUAGCCGAAUGAAAAUGUGCAACUCCUUUUAAAGCUGCUUUGUUUGCUUAGCUUUUUUUCCAAAUAAGCCUCAGGCUCAGUUCAGAAGCUAGUUGUGCCUUCCAGAAUCUCUCUUUCCAACUCCCCCUCCAUAAAACCCCACCCUCCCCCCUUGAAAAAGCAAACACCCUUUUCUCACCACUCCACAAAUCUCUCUUCACUUUCCUCCCCAGCAAGAAAAGUUCUUUGAAACAUUUUAUCAAACACUUUGUGUGCCACGAAAACAGACGAACAAUGCCGUCAGAAACAAGUGUUCAGCGACCAACUAAGCCGACCCAAGUUGGUGCACCACCACCUGAGCCAGAGCACCUCCGGUGCCCACGCUGUGACUCGACCAACACGAAGUUCUGUUACUAUAACAACUACAACUUCUCUCAGCCUCGCCAUUUCUGCAAAGCUUGCCGUCGUUACUGGACUCACGGCGGGACCCUCCGCGACAUCCCCGUCGGCGGUGGGACCCGCAAGAGUGCGAAACGCUCUCGUUCAAGCUCAUCAUCCUCCCUUUUCUCCGACCAUGAGUACCGCCACAUGCCUACCCCAACGACGCCGUUUUUCCUCCCGCUCUCUAACGGCGAUCAUAACGGCGUGUCAGUUCCGUUUGUAAACAACGGGAAGCCGUGUUAUAAUAACAUGGCUGGGAGUUUCACAUCUUUGUUGGGCACUCAAGCGCCCGGGCUUUUGAGUCUUAAUGGGUUUGGGCUUGGAUUAGGUUCUCAUGGGUUUGAAGAUGUGGGCUUCGGGCUUGGCAGAAACGUUUGGGCUUUUCCACCUGUUGGUCCCGGUGGUGUUACUGAGAGUGUGGGUGGGAACACGUGGCAAGUGGAGAGUGGUGAGAAUGGGUUUACUAAUGUGGAUACCACCUUUUCUUUACCAGAUCUUGCUAUUUCAACUCCCGGGAAUGCUAUGAAGUGAACUGGAAAUGCGUUACUCUUUUGUUACCUUAUAUUUUACAGUAGCCUUUUUAGUUCUAUAGUAGUCAUGUUUAGCUGGUGGUAGUUGCGGUUGUUUAAGGAGCUAUGCUUAGUUAAAGAAAAGAAGAGAUGAUCUAUUAGCUAAACUGAAUUAACAGGUUGUUGAUGUUCAUUGCUAUGUCACAAACUAUGCAAAUUUCCUCUGCUUUUGUUUAUAAAUGGCUUCUCUUUUUUAUGAA